AUGACGGAAAACAGUGAACCUUCUGACCCACCAUCAAAUCCAUUUGUUCAAAACAGUACAACAUCCAAAGAAGUGGAGAUUACUCCAAAUCCAGAAGAGAGUUUUUCAAAACCUGCUGGUAUUAUUCGAUGUGCUGAAUCUACAGAUGACUCUCACCUGCUAAGAAGAUCUUCAAUGAAACCAAGCGAACCUCUUGACUGUUCAAAACACGAUGGAAUACUGAAAAGGUGA
Caenorhabditis remanei is the source of this 231-nucleotide messenger RNA. RefSeq lists its product as uncharacterized. The transcript has a single exon. The record is from RefSeq and is a predicted model, not a curated record. NCBI's taxonomy places the organism in Eukaryota, Metazoa, Nematoda, Chromadorea, Rhabditida, Rhabditidae. Bases 1 to 231 code for a protein of 76 amino acids.